Bombus huntii is the source of this 2340-nucleotide messenger RNA. RefSeq names its product venom serine protease Bi-VSP-like. Gene Ontology annotation, biological process: proteolysis. The transcript has 3 exons. Lineage: Eukaryota; Metazoa; Arthropoda; Insecta; Hymenoptera; Apidae. Bases 1355 to 1663 code for a protein of 102 amino acids. Gene Ontology annotation, molecular function: serine-type endopeptidase activity. The record is from RefSeq and is a predicted model, not a curated record.
AAUUAAUGAAAAAUAACUGUCUUUAGUUCCAACCAUAAAUUAAAUUGAAAUGUUUGUCAGUUUUUUAUUUUUUAAAUUAUUAAAAUAACUAAGUUUUAUAUUUCGACUUAAUUAAAUAUGCAAUUGCUUAGCUAAUAGUAUAUAUAAUAAAUUGUUUCUACAGGUUCAAAAUGAAAAAUGAAUAUUUAGAAAUAUUUAAUUACGACAAUGCUAUUUGUGUUAGUAUCAGUGGCUUGUUACUCAACGACUUUGCUAGUACUUUUUGAAACAUAAAGUUAGUUUUCAAUUAACACUUAUACUAGAGGCGGAAUUAUAAAUGCAAAAUAAUUGAUAAUACUAAUUUAUAAGUUCCUAAUUAUUAGUAUCUUAAAAAAUAUAUUUAUACAAAAAUCACGAUAAUCAUGAAAAUGGGGAAAUCCUAUAUUCUCGAAUCAAUUCACAAUUUAUUUUGUAUAUUAAUUAGAUUCAGCGCUCAUCAGUACGUACUCACUGGCGACAUCGAGAAAAUGUAUCGGCAAUUCCUCGUACGACCAGAGGAUCGGAAAUAUCAAAGGAUAUUAUGGCGCAGCGCGAGUGGAGAAACAGAAACAUAUGAGCUUAACACCGUAAUACUCUUAUCAUAGAAAUAGAAGCAGUCCUCAAUUCCCGCCCGCUAACUCCUAUCUCCACCGAUCCAAAUGAUCUCCUAGCCCUCACUCCCGGACAUUUCCUCAUUGGCGAUUCAUUAAUGUGCUUACGUGAUCGAGAUUUCAGAGACAUUCCAUCGAACCGACUCUCCAAAUGGCAGCAUAUCCAACAGCUUAAACAACAUUUUUGGAACCGCUGGCAUAAGGAGUAUUUGAACGAGCUAACCAACCGCAAUAAAUGGAGCAAGGGUGGACACAGCAUCCAAAAGGGCACAAUCGUCAUCCUCAGAGAGGACAAUGUUCCCUCCAUGCAUUGGCCUCUGGGCCGAGUUAUCAAGGUUCAUCCAGGCGCCGAUGGUGUCAUCCGGACAGCUACAGUUCAGACGGCAAAGAGCAUUUUGGAUCGGGGCGUCAAAAGGCUUGUCCCACUGCCAAUUCAACCCGAUGUCGAGAAACCCGAACAACUAGCCACCGAGACGAAAUAAGAUGGGAACUUCAACCACACCUCGCUAGUUUGAUCGGUACCCUCUCAACGGGGGGGAAUGUUACGCCAUGCGGCUUACCAUAGGUCAUAUUCUUAACUAUCGAUCGCGGCACUAUAAUGUCGCAGACGGAUCGUCGCGUCUGCCCGACAAACAAACAUUGUAGUGGCAAGCGCAUGGUUCAUUAAGCAGGGCGACUUCCAGAAACGUCGACUCGUGGCCCGUAUUUUACCUCGCAGUAAAAGAAUGUGGCGUGAUCCGAACGUAGUGGGGGUCGCCUUCCAGAAAAAACGAAAAAAAUUGAAAGGCGUUCAGAACUUUUCGAGAAGUCGAACCGUCAACACAUGUGGCACUUGGCCAUGGAUCGCUGCAUUAGGUUUUCAUAAUCCCCGAAACCCAGACAAACCACUAUGGAAGUGCGGAGGUUCCCUGAUAUCGGCUAGGCAUGUUUUGACCGCAGCACAUUGUGCACAUAUGGAUGGAAUAGAAAACAUACACAAUCAUAAUAUUGCCAUUCUUAGAUUGGUGGAGGAGGUGCCAUUUUCGAGGUACUAAAAAAAGGAUAAUAAAAAAAAUAGGUACUCUAACGAAAUAGUAAAUAUAAAGAGUACAACAUAACCUAUAAUUUCAUAAUUCGACUAUGAAUAAACUAUGAAGAACCAAUUAACCAAAAGUGACUCGCAAAUUAAUUAAUAAAUCACGACAUAAUACUAUAUUCAAUUAGGAUAACCUACAAUUCGACAAUUUAAUCAAAUCUCGUAAUAACAUCAUGAAUAAUUCAAGGAAAAGGCAAAAGGAAUGGAACGAUAGGAAUACACACCUUUAUAACAAACAGAAAAUAUCAAGCAUUUAAAUAUACAGCAAAUAUGGACAUACAAAACCACAAUAAACAAAAUAUAUCUUAUAUACAACUAGAUAUAAAAUAUAUAAAACACCUAGGCAUAUUAAGGCACAUAAACCAGGAAUUUUGUCAAAAUCCGCACACGAAACGUCAAGAUUGAAGUAAAAGGGAUUCCACGAACAAUACACCUGAACAAGUUAAAACUAACACAUAAUCGAAACAGACCAUCAGAACGAUUUCAAGAGGCACCGUAGUACGGUGGUAUAUGGAACAACACUGCUUGUCGAACACUGCAGAUAGUGGUAACCUAGAAGGAAAAAGGAAAGUUACUAUGCGUGCUCUAACUGUUACUUAAAUAUAAAAUGUGUCAUUCAAUAAAAUAAUUACAAAA